AGAAGGCACGACGUUCUCUUCUCGCGAGACUUGGGAGUGACCAUCUUUCUCCUGUCCGGACGGAUUCUCUUGUCCGGGGUCACUGGGACGCUUGGACUCGCGCCUUGACCCUUGCUGACCAUGCUGUCCCGGGUGGUCCUUUCUGCUGCCGCCGCAGCGGCCCCCUGUCUGAAGAACGCGGCCCUCCUCGGUCCAGGGGUAUUGCAGGCAACAAGGAUCUUUCACACAGGACAGCCAAGUCUUGCCCCUGUACCACCUCUUCCUGAAUAUGGAGGAAAAGUUCGCUUGGGGCUGAUCCCUGAGGAGUUCUUCCAGUUCCUUUAUCCUAAAACGGGUGUGACAGGACCCUAUGUGCUCGGAACUGGGCUUAUCUUGUAUUUUCUAUCCAAAGAAAUAUAUGUGAUUACUCCAGAGACCAUCUCUGCUAUAUCAACAAUAGGCGUUCUUGUCUAUAUAGUUAAAAAAUAUGGUGCUUCUAUUGGAGAAUUUGCUGAUAAACUCAAUGAGCAAAAAAUUGCACAACUAGAAGAGGUGAAACAGGCUUCCAUCAAACAGAUCCAGGAUGCAAUUGAUCUGGAGAAGUCACAGCAGGCACUGGUUCAAAAACGCCAUUACCUUUUUGAUGUCCAGAGGAAUAACAUUGCUAUGGCCUUGGAGCUUACUUACCGGGAACGGCUGCAUAGAGUAUACAAGGAGGUAAAGAAUCGUCUGGACUAUCAAAUCUCUGUGCAGAAUAUGAUGCGUCGGAAGGAACAAGAGCACAUGGUAAACUGGGUGGAGAAGCAUGUGGUACAGAGCCUCUCUACACAGCAGGAAAAGGAGACAAUUGCCAAGUGCAUUUCAGAUCUAAAGCUGCUCGCAAAGAAGGCUCAGGCACAGCCAGUUGUGUAAAUGCAUCUAUCCCAGUUGAGAUAACUAGAAACAGUUGACUCACUAAAUGGAACCUAGUCUGUGUGACAAAAUAUUCCUGUAUUGCUGUCUACUAAGUGACAGCUUACCUUUCCUAAAAAUGCAAAGUUUGAGUUUCAUAUAGUGAGAGAACUAAAAUAAUCAAUUGGCCAGUGAGAUGUUUCUCAUCUUUCUUGCUCAGCAUUUUGAGUUGUUCCAUGAUCACUUUUGAAUAAGCAAUUUGCUUUUAAUUAAAUUUGGUGCCUGGCUAAAGAUUACCAAAUUAUAGUUUAAAUUUAUAAUUAAUUCUACCAUCUUGCAAUAAAGUGACAGUUGAAACAAGG
Molecule: messenger RNA, 1232 nt
Organism: Equus caballus (horse)
Lineage: Eukaryota; Metazoa; Chordata; Mammalia; Perissodactyla; Equidae
Gene: ATP5PB
Product: ATP synthase peripheral stalk-membrane subunit b
Biological process (GO): proton motive force-driven ATP synthesis
Molecular function (GO): proton-transporting ATP synthase activity, rotational mechanism
Source: RefSeq, a predicted model, not a curated record